Molecule: messenger RNA, 1645 nt
Organism: Fusarium graminearum PH-1
Lineage: Eukaryota; Fungi; Ascomycota; Sordariomycetes; Hypocreales; Nectriaceae
Product: nucleolar essential protein 1
Exons: 3
Coding region: 197-976 (259 amino acids)
Biological process (GO): rRNA base methylation
Cellular component (GO): small-subunit processome; nucleolus
Molecular function (GO): rRNA (pseudouridine) methyltransferase activity; rRNA binding
Source: RefSeq, a predicted model, not a curated record
ACCUACUACUUACUUCCCAUCUUCCCUUGUACGCGACAAACAUCCAUCUUUCCGAAAACAAUCCCAAACAUCAUCUGACAAUUCUCCGUGCAUCACUGAUUCAUACUGUGGCUUGCUUAAGACAAACUCAAGCUACCAACAUCAAAGCUUUGCAGCCCCCACUCCCUCCUGUCAAUUUUUUCUCUCUCUCUUCAUUAUGUCCUCGCCCGAGCGUCGAACUGCUGGAGUCAAGCGACCUCGCACUCAGUCUCUUCCUCCUCCCUCGCUUCCUCAGCUGGUUGCCGAGCAGAGCACCCCCAUCCCUCCUACGGACAAGGACUCUCAGCGUCUGAUUGUUGUCUUGUCCAAUGCCAGUCUUGAGACCUACAAGGCGUCUCACGGCGGUACCAGCCGCAAUCGUGAGGACAAGUAUUCACUGCUCAACAGCGAUGAGCACAUUGGUGUCAUGCGUAAGAUGAAUCGGGACAUUAGCGAUGCGCGUCCCGACAUCACCCAUCAGUGUCUGCUCACCCUCCUGGAUUCCCCCAUCAACAAGGCUGGCAAGCUCCAGAUCUACAUUCAUACCGCCAAGGGUGUCCUGAUUGAGGUCUCUCCCUCAGUCCGCAUUCCCCGAACUUUCAAGCGAUUUGCCGGUCUAAUGGUGCAGCUUCUGCACCGCCUGUCUAUUCGCUCCACCAAUUCCAACGAGAAACUGCUCCGCGUGAUUCAGAACCCCAUCACCGACCAUCUGCCGCCCAACUGUCGCAAAGUCACGCUGAGUUUCGAUGCGCCACUGGUCAAGGUCCGUGAGUAUGUCGAAUCCGUGAAUUCCAAGGACAGCAUCUGCGUUUUUGUCGGUGCUAUGGCCAAGGGUGAGGAUAACUUCGCCGACUCUCUUGUGGAUGAGAAGAUUUCCAUCAGCAACUUCUCUCUGUCUGCCAGUGUUGCUUGCAGCAAGUUCUGCCACGCUGCUGAAGAUGUUUGGGACAUCAUGUAACGCCCACCCAUCCUAAGUGACGUCGGCAAGUGACCGAAGCUGCGAUAAACGCCAAACGCCGGCUCGCCCAACGAUGAUACAACAUCGUCGCUGGGUGCAAGACGGUUCGGUGCUAACUUGGAAUGCCUGGGGUGUUCGCUGUCGCUUGUUUUUGCAACCAAAACAUAGGGCGUUCAACAUCGGGUCCAAGACGUGAAUGUCGUCUUGAUGGGUCUCUUCAACCUGACCCACACUUUCCUCUUUGUUCUUUCUUUUCUGUUGCUCAGCGAGUCUGCUCUGUUUUGCCCCUUAGCAUUUGAGGGCUACCUUGCCCGACUUUGUCACAAAUUAGACAUGCUCACGCCUGGUCCUGCCGAUCUAACCAAGCAGCAUCUGCUGAAAAGGAUACCAUCAUAGGUCAUGUUUGAAACGAGUUGGAGGGAGAGCAUGCCGAGACUUAGUACUCCUGGUGAUCAGGGUACUUCAAUUAUGGCCAGGUCAUGAUGGGUACCUUGAUUCAUGACUAAACAAUUCUCCGCAACGCCAUCGUCGACGGACAGACAAGUCGCUCGACAGUUCAAGAGCAAUCAAUAUGUAUUGUGAUAGAAGAUAAUGGGAUAUAAAGUAUUCCACAAAGGGUAGCGAAUAAGUGAACAUGCGUGUGUCAACAAAUAAACAUCAAACAAGCUC